CAGCAAACCAUACCCACACACGGUAUGCGCCUCCAGCCUCGGGAAUGACCUUUUGAAGGCAUACGGCGGUUUUGACGGGCAAUCUCAGCGGCCACGAGUUCGUUCUUGCAACUCUCACGUCCGCGGCCGAUCUUCCUGGGAUGUCAACGCGGGUUUUCGAUCUGAUCAUCAUUAAUGAAGGAGGACAGGCUAUCGUGCCGGAGACCUUACUUUCAUGUCGAAGAUGUUCGGACGCUCCUGGUUGCGAUCACCUGACGCUAGGCCCGACAAUCACGUCGAUACGUGCCAAGGAUGCUGGUUUGCGUCACUUGCUUGUGGCUUUACUCAGCAAUGUGAGGAAUAUCGCUACCACCGCUGUCAGCCAGCAAGUUUUUAUGUUCCUAUACGAAGGCAGAUGGACGACCGCUCUGACCUAUGUCUGAUGAACAAUUAUCGUUCACAUGGCUCAUCCAGUUUCCGUCGAAGCAGUUCUUCGAAGGCGCUCUGCGUGCGCGCGGUAACGGAGUCCAUCAACAUCUUCACCACUUGGGACCAUCUGCAGAAGAAGGAAUGCCCGAUUUCGGUGGAUGCUACCCUAGCUCGCAUGCGAGAGAUCGUCUCUGACCUCGAACAUCUGCAAAGGGACGGCGUGAUUCUUCUAAGAGACGUGACAAGACUGGAAACUGACCAAGGAGACGGAUUCUGGAUCAAAAUACCGAAACCUAAGACCGUCACCGACAACUAUCAACAUCUAGUGCUGUCGCCGUACGAGGAUCAUCACGUCUGCCCGGUCAAGGCAUUGGAAGCUCUCCUGAAGUGGCACGCUACUCGUAAACACAAACCCACUACUCUGCUCUGGACGCUCGAAGAUGGGAAACUCUGCAGCAGCACAUCCUUGAAGGCGGCGUGGCAAAGGCUCACAGGCCACGAGGCGGCAGCAUCUUCCUUCAGUGCCGGUGGCGCGACCCCUCUCGCAUUCUUAGGCUUGACAGCAUUGGACAUUCAGCUCGGAGGCCGCUGAUCAAUUUCUUUCUCCCGCUAGUUGCGGUCCACAGAAGCAAAAUGGUGUCGCUACUGUCGUUUCCUACAAGCACAGCUCCAGCGGGAAUCGGGUUGUAGUCGAGACAAUAUGCUGGCCUCAGCCUGACGGCGAGGAGAAGAAAGGGUUCUUCCUCUAUGCCGGUCUGGCCCGGCAAA
Messenger RNA from Fimicolochytrium jonesii, 1176 nucleotides. RefSeq lists its product as uncharacterized. Lineage: Eukaryota; Fungi; Chytridiomycota; Chytridiomycetes; Spizellomycetales; Powellomycetaceae. The record is from RefSeq and is a predicted model, not a curated record. Bases 215 to 1000 code for a protein of 261 amino acids. The transcript has a single exon.